AACAUCCUUGGAAAGUGUCUGACCCUCUCUCUCUCUUUCUCUCUCUCUUUCUCUCUCUCCCUCGCUGUGUUUUCUGUCGACCUGCGCCAGUAUUACUGCUGUAAGAAGAACGAGUCCGAGGAGGACGUGGGCUCGGUGGCGGGAGCGGAUCCUCUGUCUCACUUCCCCUGCAACGCCUGCAACGCCCUGGCCAUGGACGGGACCGACAUCACGCCCGUCUCCCUGGACCAGCUGGACUCGGGUUCGCACCACAGCCCCUGCCCCUCGUGUUCGCCGUACCCCGUCCCCUCUGGAUUCACAGACGACAUGCGUAACGGAGGGGAGCGGCUGGGCUUCUACUACGAAAACCCGUCAGCGUCUCUCCCUUUGCCCGUCAACCCCCCGACUUCGUCCCCUCUGAGCUACUACAACCCGUCGGACGCUUUCCCUCCCCCGCCGCGCCCCUACAGCACUGACGUCUGACUCUCUCCUCACUGGACUCUUCUUCACACACAUUCACACCAACACACUUAGCUUUUCUUGCACAAGCCAUUUAUAAGAACAACAACAACGAAAGUUAAUUUAUUAAAACACGGCACAGUUACACCUAGAUCAUUGCACAUUCCGACUUUAGUCACAGUUACCCACAGACUCAGCCCACUGACAGAGCUCCUGUGUGGGCAACAAAAUCAUGCAGCAGCUCACAAACGCUGCAGCAAGGAUUUCUUUUCCUCUCCAGUAAAUGGCAGACUGUUCUUCCACAGCUAUGGGGCUAAGUCACCAGUGACUCCAUCAGAGGCAAGACCACUGCACCAGUAAGGAAAAACGAGUCUCCAGACUACGAAAUCCAAGAAUUUGUAAAUUGCAACAUAGGGUAAAACAUAUAAAUGCAUCAUUUGUUUGAAGGUUUAUUAUUUUAGUAUGCUGCUGCUAGUCUGAAGGAGCUGAGGAGGCAGAAGUUUGGCUUGGAGGCUGCAGCCUCGAGGAGGAGCGGCAUGGAAAAGGUGGCGCUCGGCGAGAGCGUUCGCUCCGGCUCCUCUGAACGGUGGAGGUGAAAGGAUUUCUCAGACAUGCACCAAACAAUCAAAGCAACGCUCCAUGUUUAUUUUUGAUGAGGGAAUAACAUUAUAACAUGAUGUAAAGCUCAAACGAAGAAGCCAAUUUUACAUAACAGUCCCCUUUAAAGUAAAACAACACGGCUCGCCAAACCUCUGUCAGUCUAGAUUAAAGUCACUUUUUUGCUGCAUCCGGUAGAAAAUAUGCUACACGACCAGUGACCUCUGCAUCGUGCUGAAAAACAUGGGCUUCCCCUGCCGCUAGAGGUGUAUGUGCACAUCAUCGUCAUCGCGCCGAUUGCAGAAACCUUCUGUGCGGCAGCCAUCUUUGUGGUUUAGGAAUGACGUUGCACCAAAUUUAUGUAAAUAAUGUCGCUUGAGAUCGUCGUCACUCUUCUUCUCUCAAACUGAAAGCAUGAAGAGUCGAGGGAAUUUCUGACUCUCAGUUCAAGCUUAAGUGACUGAUGGAUUUUUUUUUUUUUUUUUUAACCCCUCAUAUCAGCAGGAAGUCAGAUGGGAACCGAGAGUUAAAAUCUGAUUAGCAAUGAAGGCACAUGAUCGAUCUGUGCUCAUGUGUUGGUUCCUUCAUAUAAAGGACUUUCCUCCACAUCAGUUCAGUUUCUGUUUCUCUUUCUCUUCCCGGAUGUUAACUCAGACUCGCAGCGUGAACCCCGCCCUCCGUCGGCCUUUCAGCCUAUUGCACACGAGGGCUGCCAGUUUUCUACUAGGCGUUGUCGUUUGCCAGUAAUAGAAACUCACCGUGGAGUUUUGUCCAGAGGUGAAACAUGGAACAGAAAGGGGAGUUUUUAUGCAAUUCUGUGCAUCUUGCAGUUUUUUUUUGUUUAGUUUUUUUUUUCCUGUUAGUUUCAGUCAACAAAGAAAGGCUCACCUGUGUUUUAGUUAUGAUCUCUAUUCUGGUAAAUGUAGGGAAGCCAGACUAUUAAAAUGAAAAGUGUUUGUUUCACGGUGUAAAAGCUGGUGGUGCUGUGAGUCUUUUCUUGUUUGCGAAUUCAGACGAAAGAAAACGGACAAUCCAUUUUUUUUUUUUAAAGUGAUAACGAGAAAAAAAAAUCCAACAUUAAGCAAGAUUGUGUGCUAUAUUUUAGUGAUUUAAAAAAAAGCCAUCCUGUCUGCCACGGUACAGUAACAAGAUGCAGUGUUAUUUCACAGUAUAUGCCUGAAUUGAUAUGUAUUUCUGUGAAGCUUCUGGUGAAUAUUAUUGUUGUUUUAUUUCCUACUCUUCUAUUUUAUGUUCUCUUUGUAUUCCUAUGUUUUUUCUUUUUUUU
This is a messenger RNA of Poecilia latipinna (sailfin molly), 2320 nucleotides long. Its product is annotated as protein FAM163A-like. The record is from RefSeq and is a predicted model, not a curated record. Lineage: Eukaryota; Metazoa; Chordata; Actinopteri; Cyprinodontiformes; Poeciliidae. The annotation marks the transcript as partial. The transcript has a single exon.